AUGCCUCGUAGUCGACUGUCUCAACGGUAUAACGUUGAUUUGUUGCGCGAAAAUGAACAGUUCGAUGCCGAGUUUUGCCGUUUAUUUUGGAAGCCGUUCGCCGAAGCCGAUGCCCAACCCUUGAAGUCAUCGUUGAAACGGAAGCGUGCGCGGAAAAGAUUCGGUACUGCCAGAUGUAGCCGCCAUCGAUGUGCCACAUGCAAGGCCACAUUCCGAUGGCCAGCUGAAUUGAAAUAUCAUAAAGCGUAUCAACACCGUGGCGAACAGCUGAACGUGUGUCCCGUCGCAUCGUGCGGCGUUAACUUUCAGUUUCCCUAUCAACUGACAAACCAUCAGCGUACUGCCGGUCACCAUAACUGGGCAGUGGUUUGCAAGGAGUGCAGCAAACGGUUCGCGCACGGUCGGUUUUUAGCACGCCACACCGUUGCAUCGUGCAAUCGCUACAAGCAGCAAGUCGCGAAUGCGAACGAACAGUAG
This is a messenger RNA of Anopheles moucheti, 477 nucleotides long. Its product is annotated as replication initiator 1-like. The record is from RefSeq and is a predicted model, not a curated record. The transcript is spliced from 2 exons. The coding region runs from base 1 to 477 and encodes 158 amino acids. NCBI's taxonomy places the organism in Eukaryota, Metazoa, Arthropoda, Insecta, Diptera, Culicidae.